AUGGCUGGCAGCAGAGGCAAAAGCGUUGAUGGAAACAGAGGCCAUGGCCUGAAUAGGGGCAGAACACCUCAAAUAGGAGCACUUUCAAAGCUCUGGUACCUCGAUCUCUCAAACAACAGGCUUAAUGAAUCCAUUCCAGAAGAUAUUGGGAGACUAACGAAUUUGGUUGCACUGGAUCUAUCCUACAAUAGCGUUUCAGGUUACAUCCCUUCCUCUCUGGGCAAGUUAACAAAAUUGGUCUCUCUCGACCUCUACCAUAAGCAAAUUAAAAGUGUCAUCCCUCCACAUUUGGGUAAUUUAUCCAACUUGAAAUUUUUAUAUCUUUCUGAAAAUAAAAUAAAUGGUUCCAUCCCUUCUGAAAUUGGAAAUAUGACGAAUCUAAUAGAGUUACAUCUUGAUUCCAACCACAUUUCCAAUUCCAUCCCUUCAUCUCUAUGCCAUUUGACCAACUUGGAAAGAUUGCACCUUGCCAGAAAUCUUUUACAUGGUUCCAUCCCUUUUGAAAUUGGAAAUAUGAUCACUCUAACAGAGUUACUUCUUGAUUCCAAUCACAUUUUCUAUUCUAUCCCUUCAUCUCUACUUCAUUUACCCAGUUUAUGGUAUCUAUCCAUGGCUUCGAAUCUUUUGGAAGGUCACAUACCCAAUGAAAUUGAGAGUUUGAAUGCUCUGGUAUACUUUGAUCUCGCAGACAACAAACUGAGUGGACCUAUUCCAACUCGGAUUGGUAAUUUGUCAAAUUUCGGAUCCUUAAUUUUGGCAAACAAUAACAUGAGUGGAAGGAUUCCCCUGCAAAUUGGUGGCUUAUCUCUAUACCAACUUGAUUUAAGCCAUAACAUCAUUAGUGGAGAUAUACCUUCUCCACUCAAUUCCCAAAACAUUGAUCUUAGCCAUAACCUUCUCCAAGGACUGAUACCUUCCCAGUUUGGGAGUUUAACUCAAUUAAGUCUUCUAGAUCUCAGUCGGAAUAAUCUAACGGGAAUGAUUCUUGAACUUCGAAUUUAUCCGAAGAGACUCAAUUUGUCAUUUAAUUCCCUGAGGGGUCCAAUUCUAUAUAGAUUAUUGCAUUUUGCACAUGAGACAUUUACAGGCAACAAGGAUUUAUGUGGUUCCAUUCAAGGCUUCCAUCCUUGCCCUUCAUCUCCAAAUGUAAACCGAGAAAGAAAUAGCAAAGUAGUGAAGCACAUUCUGCUUGUUGUUAUUCUGGUUCCAACUUUGUUAUUUUUUUUCUCAACUUUUGCAUUGGUGAUAUUCAUCUUUUGCCGACAAUAUAGAGCUACAGCUUUGAAACAUGAUCCAAGUCCAACCAAAAAUGGAGAUUUAUUCUCUAUUUGGAAUUUUGAUGGAAAGAUUGCAUUUGAAGACAUCUUCAAAGCAACAGAGGAUUUUGAUAUCAAAUAUUGCAUUGGAACUUCUAGUUAUGGAAGUUUCUACAGAGCAGUCUUACCAAGUGGCAAAGUUGUUGCUUUAAAAAAACUCCAUCGGUUAGAAGCUGAGCAGCCGACUUAUGAUACAAGUUUCCGAUGA
Molecule: messenger RNA, 1524 nt
Organism: Gossypium arboreum
Lineage: Eukaryota; Viridiplantae; Streptophyta; Magnoliopsida; Malvales; Malvaceae
Product: MDIS1-interacting receptor like kinase 2-like
Exons: 2
Coding region: 1-1524 (507 amino acids)
Biological process (GO): hormone-mediated signaling pathway
Cellular component (GO): plasma membrane
Molecular function (GO): protein binding
Source: RefSeq, a predicted model, not a curated record